UGUGAGAGUAGGGGCAUCGACAGUGGUAUCUUAAGCACAGAAGCGGGCAUCUAUGUGCCAUGGCUGGCGUGACUGUCACCGUGUGGAAGGGCCAAAACCCAGUCGCUGUUCAAGUAUUCGGUAGCCCAAUCACAGCUGAGACUGUGAGAAAUUCUCUUCGUGACAUGAAUGCUGCAUAUGUUGGAAAGUUGCAUGCACCCAAUAGCAGUACACACUUGGGAGGACAGUGCAUUCUCGAUCCAGGCGCUCAAUAUUCCCUGGACAUAUCUGAGUACUCAAGUCACGGACUCCACAGCAGAGUGCACCACCUUAUUGACGGGCUUGCCAAGAGCAUGCUGGCACGGCAGAACUCCCCAUUGCUGCUCCCAGAGGUGGCCUUGCGCGUUGAGAAGGCCACCUGCAUUAUUCUGGGUGAUGACUACACAGAUGCGGGCCUGGGCAUUUUCUAUGACAACAAGAGGGGCAUAACCACCCACUAUAUCUUCUCCCAGCUGCCCGCUGUAGGCCAGACGCUGGAAGCGCGUAUGCAGACUGAUGGGCAAUACAGGAGGGUUCAGCUGGAGGUCACUGCGGUUAGCAAGGAGCUUGGUUAUGUUUGUUUCAUCACGCAGCAGCCUCAGCCAUACUUGCCUCUGGAGCGAGACGUAACAGAGUUAUUGCACAGCCACAACUUUGUCUUCUGCUCUUUCCAGCUGGCGUUUGCGGCCACCAAGAUCGGGAAGGAAUUUGGCCCCGGUCUUGCAGCCGUCCCGGCGUGCACAGCGUGUCUCAGCCGGCGAGGUCACUUUGUGGUGUACGAGCACAUUUGUGUCCCCGGCGACUCUGGUGCAGUGCUUCUCCUGCAUGAUGGGAGAAUCAUUGGCAUGCAUCUGGAACAAGCCGCAGUUCUAGUUGAGAAGUUGGAGAGGCUCGAGAUCAUCCAUGACGGGCUUGAUGAUCUACGCAAUGAUCUCCUUGAUGCUGCAAGGAUUGCAGGACAGGGUGGCAUUGGCCUGCUGGCCAAGUGCUUCCCAGAGGUAUAGUGAGCAAUUGUUGCUGAGGCUUCAAGGAGACUUACGGCAACAGCGACUGCCCGUAUGGCUGCAGAACUGCAGGGUAACAGAGCAGAGCUGCAUAGGUCUGCGCACGACUGCUUGAUGAUGAAUAUGGGAUCAUGCAUUCUGGCGUUGUUUGGUUGCAAGAGUGGUAUACAAGGGGAUGCGUGUGACCGUCAGAGCCGGGUUAGGAGAACAGCAUGUUGCCAAGAGCGCACAGUAGACAGCAUGAACACUGCCAAGGCAUUGGUCUGAAUUCAGAGACGGCCUUGGUGGCGGCCAGCAUGUGUGAAAGUGCUGGCAUGGGACUAAAUUAUUGGCAGUAAGGAGCAGAUUUUGUUGUGUGCAACUGAUACAAUUCCUGGAUUAUUUGUUUGCGCAGCAAGACUGCCAGUGCGUGCAUUGCAAGGUUUGGCCCUCGCCGGCGGGGGGGCCCGCGGUGACUGGUGCGAGUGCACCUUAGGGGUCUGCAGCGUAAGUGCAGUAGGUGCAGUGCAGUGCAAAACUGGCUAUGGAGUCUGCCAUGUGCAGUCUAUCAAACAAAUCUCUGUAGCUCUGUAUAACAGAAGUGGACUCUCAUGCUAUAAUUUUGUAGGUCCCUUGGGGUACUGUACACGUAGGGGCUUUGACCUACUCUUUACCCCCAUACGAUAAAAUUGAUUCGUUUCC
This is a messenger RNA of Coccomyxa subellipsoidea C-169, 1703 nucleotides long. RefSeq lists its product as hypothetical. The transcript is spliced from 4 exons. Bases 60 to 1022 code for a protein of 320 amino acids. The record is from RefSeq and is a predicted model, not a curated record. NCBI's taxonomy places the organism in Eukaryota, Viridiplantae, Chlorophyta, Trebouxiophyceae, Coccomyxaceae.